UCUAAAAAAUUUGUCUCUCCUCUCACCACUUCCUCCCUGUUUCUUCUUCACUGGGCCACUGCACGUUACUGUACAAGUGGAGGUAGGCAAGAGAGAGAAACACUGCUGAUAGGAUUUGCAUUGACCGGCCUACGGGCACCAUCACUGAAUGAACGGUAGGAUUCGCAUAGCAUUUCAUCACGUUUCUGAUUUCCACCUCUAUAAAAGAAAAUCGCCCAAAACCCCAAAACCGCCAAUUUUUUCGAUCCUUGGAGCUUAACUAACACUGCGCAGGAUUAUUACUCGGCUGCAUCUGUUUUUCUUACAUGGAAAUCUCUAUAGAACAAUACCAGCCACAGAAACAGGAAGGAAUCAAAGGCUUCGACGACGAUGGCCGCAUCAACAGAACCGGAACUGUGUGGACUGCAAGUGCACAUAUCAUCACUGCUGUGAUCGGUUCCGGCGUUCUAUCGUUGGCUUGGGCUAUCGCACAGCUCGGAUGGAUCGCCGGUCCGAUUGUCAUGAUUAUCUUCUCCCUCGUCAUCUUCUACACCUCUUCUCUCCUCGCCGACUGUUACAGAACCGGCGAUCCCACCACCGGCAAGCGCAAUUACACUUACAGUGAAGCCGUUCAUUCCUAUCUCGGUGGAAUGAAAGUGAAACUCUGCGGAUUCAUACAAUACCUUAAUCUCUUUGGAGUAGCCAUUGGAUACACCAUUGCUUCCUCCAUCAGCAUGACGGCUAUUCGGAGAUCAAAUUGCUUCCAUGACAAAGGACACAAGAGCCCAUGUCAUAUUUCAAGCAAUCCAUACAUGAUCAUCUUCGGUGCUGUACAGAUCAUCUUUUCUCAAAUUCCCGACUUUGAUCAGAUUUGGUGGCUCUCAAUCGUAGCUGCAGUUAUGUCAUUCACUUACUCUUCCAUCGGUCUUGCCCUCGGCAUUGCUCAAGUUAUUGAAAACGGUAGAUUCAAAGGCAGUCUUACUGGAAUCAGGAUCGGCUCGGUGAGCCAAACUCAGAAGAUUUGGCACAGCCUCCAAGCUCUCGGAGACAUCGCUUUCGCAUAUUCUUACUCCAUCAUCCUUAUCGAAAUUCAAGACACAGUGAAAGCCCCGCCGCCAUCUGAAGCCAAAGUAAUGAAGAAAGCGACAUUAUUCAGUGUGGCUGUAACCACCUUCUUCUACAUGCUUUGUGGCUGCAUGGGCUACGCUGCCUUUGGAGACUCCGCACCUGGCAACCUUCUCACCGGCUUCGGUUUCUACAACCCCUUCUGGUUGCUCGACAUAGCAAACGCAGCCAUUGUUAUUCACCUCAUCGGAGCUUACCAAGUCUUCUGCCAGCCUCUGUUUGCGUUCGUCGAGAAAUGGGCCAAUCGGGCAUGGCCGGACUCCAAAUUUAUCUCCAAGGAGAUCAGAAUCCCGUUGAGUUCCACCAAAUCAUAUAAGCUAAACCUUUUUCGGCUGGUAUGGCGUUCGGCUUUUGUCGUGCUGACUACAGUGAUCUCCAUGCUUCUUCCUUUCUUCAACGACGUUGUUGGUUUGCUGGGCGCAAUUGGAUUUUGGCCGCUUACCGUUUACUUUCCGGUAGAGAUGUAUAUAGUUCAGAAGCAGGUGCGUCAAUGGAGCUUGAGAUGGGUCUGUUUAAAAAUGCUGAGCUUUGCUUGUCUUGUCAUUUCGCUCGCCGCCGCUGUUGGAUCCGUCGCCGGCAUAGUUUCCGAUCUUAAAGUUUAUAAGCCAUUCAAAUCGGGAUCUUGAAAAGGGAUAAGACGCCGCCAAGGUUUCGUGGACAGGAGAGUUCACUGUUCCGCUCAAGUUUUUUUUUUUAAAAAAUCUCUUCUUGGCCAUUAUAGAAAGCUUGUUUAGCUGGAGAAUUUUGGAAGAAUCCGUAAUAAAGACGGGAGCUUUUGAAUGAUGAUAGGGUAAAGUUAGAAUUUUUAUAAAUGAGGUCGGCCGCGAAGCCUGACCGUAUUAGGUCAACAGAUGUAGCGGAUUUUGUUAAAAAAUAAUGGAUAGAGCAUGGCUCAAUUAAAUGCUUUGGAUUU
Messenger RNA from Phalaenopsis equestris, 2017 nucleotides. RefSeq names its product amino acid permease 3-like. Bases 306 to 1730 code for a protein of 474 amino acids. The record is from RefSeq and is a predicted model, not a curated record. The transcript has 6 exons. Gene Ontology annotation, cellular component: plasma membrane. Lineage: Eukaryota; Viridiplantae; Streptophyta; Magnoliopsida; Asparagales; Orchidaceae.